UCAUCGAAACACUUCGUACAGCUGAACUUUUCUCUUUCAACCAAGAAUCCUUUCCACUUUAUUAUCUUCAUUUACCGACACCGACUCAACCCCGUAAUUUAGUCGCGUCGCGCAUCGCAUCACUCACGAUGUCUGACUACGCUUCUCUAAAGGUCCCGGAGCUCAAGAAACUUCUCCAGGAAAAGUCUCUCCCCGUUACCGGUAAUAAAGCCGACCUGAUCGCGCGUCUACAGGAACACGAUAAACCUAAAGCCGAACCUGCUCAAGAAAAUGAAGAUGAGAUUGACUACAGCGACGACGAUGUGCCUGCUGCAACAAAGCCCACAGAAUCUGCCAAAGCCGUUGAACCCACUCCGGUGCCAGUUGAGGGGAAGCCUUCGGAAUCUAGCACCAUUGAAGCCGCCAAGGAAUCAGUCGAUGCUGCCACACUAGUAGAUAAGCCUACCGAGACCGAAGUCGCAUCGGAAGAGACAGCAAAUCCCGAGAUCCUCAAGGCUGACUUUUCCGCACACCUUCCAGCCUCCGAUGCCGAUGAAGAGGCACGCAAGCGUGCCGAGCGAGCUAAGCGAUUCGGUAUUGUCGAGGACGAGGAAGAUAAGAAGAAGACCGCACGAACCGAGCGUUUUGGCGUAGACUCGUCAUCCCUAGCUAAGGGACUUGAUUCUGCCUUACCUGAGAAGAGAGCGCCAAAGCGAGGAAGGGAAGGGGGCAAUGGCAACGCCAACGCGAACAUCGAGGGCGAACGAGGAGCAAAGCGCCAAAACCCUGGUGGUCGCCAUCGAGGCAAGGGUCGUUUCCGCCAUGGCGGAGGCGGAAGCGGAAGACAAGGUGGUCCUCCCAGAAAGGAGGGCAAUUCUACCGCUCCACGGGGCAGGUCUGGAAUCAUGAAUGAUCCAACCGAAAAAGCAAAGGCAGAAGCACGAGCGAAGCGAUUUGGCGGUGGUUCUUGAAUAAAGACGAACGAGGUUAGACCGACGUGCUUUAUCGAAUCCAACAAAUCGAGGCCAAGGCACGGGCGAGACGAUUGAGAUGGACAUUCGUGAAGAAGAUUCAUGUUUUACCGCGAUCUCUUAUCACUGCGAAUCGAAAUGCCGGGUGGUUCUUCAAAUCCGGAGAGGGAUCCUGCAUUAAUGCUAUUCGCGAUAAGGAUCCCUGGCGCUCUCUGUACUCUAGUUCGUCCAUUCUAUUAAGCCACGACGCAUGCCUUGAUCAUGCUCUUCUCACUCUGGACGGGUGGCUGGCAUCAUCAUGAAUGAUAAUAUUGGUUUACCAGACUAUCGAAUGAAGCGAUGAAAGUGAACGAAUAUAUCCAGAAUAUGGGUUGAAUCGGUCGAAGUGCUGGCGGUCGUGUUGAGAAUACAUCUCACCCUCUUGGACGUAGCCUAAUUCCGAAGG
Annulohypoxylon maeteangense is the source of this 1395-nucleotide messenger RNA. RefSeq lists its product as uncharacterized. Lineage: Eukaryota; Fungi; Ascomycota; Sordariomycetes; Xylariales; Hypoxylaceae. The coding region runs from base 129 to 950 and encodes 273 amino acids. The record is from RefSeq and is a predicted model, not a curated record. The transcript has 2 exons. Gene Ontology annotation, biological process: poly(A)+ mRNA export from nucleus. Gene Ontology annotation, cellular component: nucleus.